AUGUCAGGAACGGUUUGGACACAGAUCGAGCCAGCUAAAAUGACAGGUGGCAACGAGGGUAUCCAAGGGACAGCGAGCUGGGGUUUUCAGGGACAUUUCACGAAGGGCCGCACAUCCAGAAUUCUCUUAUCACGCCUGUCUUUGAGCAAGACAGACACAAACAUAAUCAAGUGCAGGUUCAAAGGAGUUCGAAGUGGUGGAGGUAUCCAAUUGGAAAUCAGGAACAAGAAAGGCAGAGGCAGAGGCAGCAGCAAGGCAGCCAAUGAGACGUUGAAAAGCAAUUGGACCACAGCGCGACAGACAGAGAGUGAAUGGGGGCGUGAGAAAGAGAGCAUAUCAUUUGCCAUCCAGUCGGGUCUGGUACGAAACAGCUUGAGUGAGAGGAGGGUAUGUAGCAACAUCGAGGAACACCUGGCCGAGUUGUCACCAGACACUGUGGGCGUGGUUAUCAGACCGGCACUUGGGCAGAGAAUCGCCACCGACAGGUUCAGAGGCUGGGAAGCUUGGAAACUGCGUCGCACGGAAACAGGAAAGCUUUGUACUAGGCUGGAUGCGACGGAAGACGAAGCGAAAUCUAAUUUACAAGGAGCAACGUCUUCCGAAGCAGGUGUCGAAUCAAGCGAGCCGACCAAACCUGGGCAAUCCACCGCCGUAAUCAAAUUAUCCUUGUUAAUGAUGUUAUCAACAAACUUCUCACUCCUUUUCAGCGCUCUCACACUUUUACAGAUGUCCAACUCCAGCUGA
This is a messenger RNA of Mycosarcoma maydis (corn smut), 744 nucleotides long. RefSeq lists its product as uncharacterized. NCBI's taxonomy places the organism in Eukaryota, Fungi, Basidiomycota, Ustilaginomycetes, Ustilaginales. The record is from RefSeq and is a predicted model, not a curated record. The transcript is spliced from 2 exons. Bases 1 to 744 code for a protein of 247 amino acids.